Messenger RNA from Danio rerio (zebrafish), 1455 nucleotides. RefSeq names its product CD209 molecule (gene cd209). Gene Ontology annotation, cellular component: extracellular region. Gene Ontology annotation, molecular function: carbohydrate binding. The record is from RefSeq and is marked validated. NCBI's taxonomy places the organism in Eukaryota, Metazoa, Chordata, Actinopteri, Cypriniformes, Danionidae.
UUUUGCUAUGUGGCGGCAGAAGAACUUCGUUCAGUACUACCUAAGUUGGCACCUGAAAGUGUAACACUUCAGAAUACAGUGUAUUCUUUGAGGAAGUCCUUUUAAAACUCUCUUCUGGGACAAAUGAAGGUGUCAUGUCAGUAUCUGUGCACAGCUGUGUGUGCUUGCGUGUCGGGCAGAUGGUGGGGCUGGACCGGAGGGAGCUGCUUUGUGACCCACAGGUGGCUGUUCACUGGAUGUGACUUGCUAAAAAGCAGACUAACACCUGCAGAAGACUUGGAGUUGAAAGAGGAAAGAGAUAAUCAGUGAUGAACACACUCUCAUACAGAGAGGAAGAUAGAGGGAAAAAAGCAGUGAUAAAAGCAGCAAUGAGCAGAGCUGAAGCACACAAAGAUAGUGAUGGACUGUUAAAAGACAAAAUGUCUGAUAUUUAUGAAGCUGUUGAGUCUACUGGACCAGAUGGAGAGCGAGUAGAGAUGAUGGUGAACAUCUAUGAGAGUGCAGAUUAUGUGAUAGAUCAUGACCUCCAAACAAACCCGCAACAACCACUUCAGCAAACAGGUAGUAUUUGCUUGAAGAAAAGACGCUCAAGAGCAUCUCCAGUGUGUGUGGUGCUGCUGUGUUCUCUUCUGAUGACUGCAGUCACAGUGUUAAGUCUCUACGUUUAUACAAAUUACACACAAGAGACCAGAAUUACCAGCCUCACAGAAGAGAGAGACCAGCUACUAACCAACAUAACUAACCUCACAGAAGAGAAAGCCAAGCUACUAGCCAGCAAUACCAACCUCAAAGUUGAGAAAGAUCAGCAACUUAAAAUGAUGAAAGCUAUGAAAGAUCAAUUAGAGAACAUAAUCAAAAACCUUUUAAAGGAAAAUAAGCAAUUCUCAUCCAAGAAUGAGGAUCUAUUGAAACAAAGUGCGCAGUUAAAGAAGGAGAAAAAAGACCUGGAGAAGCGUCUUCAUGAACAGGAUAGCUGGUUUUACUUUCAGUCCAGUUUUUACUUCAUUUCCUCUGAGGAAAGGAAUUGGACUGAAAGCAGAAGAUACUGUAGAGACAAAGGAGCAGAUCUGAUUAUCAUAAACAACAGAGAAGAACAAGAUCACGUUAAGAAAAUGUCUGGGGGUUUUACGGUCUGGAUUGGUCUGACUGACAGUGAUGACAGAUGGAAAUGGAUUGAUGGCACCAACAUGACCACUGGUUUCAGGUUCUGGAAUCAUGGAGAGCCAAAUGGACAAGGAGGAGAGAACUGUGUUACGUCUCGUUCUUCAGGGUGGGCUGAUUAUCCAUGUUUUUAUCCUUUUCCUUGGAUCUGUGAGAAAAACACUUUAAAAUGUCAAUAAAUCACGUCUUUGCUGUUUCACUUAAAUACAAUAAUCACAAACAUACUGACUACUGUACAUUUUUAUUUCAAACAUUGCUGUGUACACUAUAAUAAAUAAGCUUGUUCUGUCUUUG